This is a messenger RNA of Telopea speciosissima, 1608 nucleotides long. Its product is annotated as tubby-like F-box protein 8. Bases 147 to 1433 code for a protein of 428 amino acids. The transcript is spliced from 6 exons. Gene Ontology annotation, molecular function: protein binding. The record is from RefSeq and is a predicted model, not a curated record. Lineage: Eukaryota; Viridiplantae; Streptophyta; Magnoliopsida; Proteales; Proteaceae.
UGGAAUCAAUUUUAAUGUUUAUUCUGCAACGGUCUUUGAAAAUUGCUUGAUCAUCAUUCUGGGAAUUGUGAGUGGAAGAUAAUAUAUGCGAAGCUUUUGGAGGAGAUAUAUUUAUUGUGGGAGUGUUUGUCAUUUUAGCCGAGUAAAUGUCGUUCCGUAGCAUAGUCCGUGAUGUAAAGGAUAGUUUUGGGAGUUUAUCCAGGCGGAGUUUUGAGGUCAGGCUUUCGGGUCAUCAUAGGGGAAAAUCCCAGGGUUCAGUCCAUGAAUUGCAUGACCAGCCUGUUGUAAUCCAGCAUAGUCGUUGGGCUACCCUUCCUCCAGAACUGCUCCGUGAUGUGAUUAAGAGGUUGGAGGCAAGUGAGAGCACCUGGCCAUCACGCAAGCAUGUUGUUGCAUGUGCCGCAGUUUGCAGGUCAUGGAGAGAGAUGUGCAGAGAGAUUGUUAUGAGUCCUGAGUUCUCUGGCAAGCUUACCUUUCCAGUCUCCCUUAAACAGCCUGGGCCUCGUGAUGGAAGCAUUCAGUGCUUCAUCAAGCGGGACAAAGCCAACUUAAGUUACCACCUUUUUCUGUGCCUUAGUCCUGCUUUACUUGUCGAAAAUGGGAAAUUUCUUCUCUCUGCGAAGAGGAAUCGGCGAACUACUUGCACAGAGUAUAUUAUAUCCAUGGAUGCUGAUAAUAUAUCAAGAUCAAGCAGCACCUACAUUGGGAAGCUGAGGUCAAAUUUCCUUGGCACAAAAUUCAUAAUUUAUGACACCCAACCUCCCUAUAGUGGCGCCCAUGUCUCCCCACCUGGCCGGACAAGCCGGAGGUUCUACUCCAAGAAAGUGUCCCCGAAGGUCCCAACAGGGAGCUAUAACAUUGCUCAGGUUACUUAUGAGCUAAAUGUACUGGGCACUCGUGGCCCACGUCGGAUGCACUGCAUGAUGCACUCAAUCCCUGCCUCAGCUCUUGGUGCUGGUGGAUCUGUUCCAGGCCAGCCAGAGCUACUCCCUCCUCGUUCCCUUGAGGAUACGUUUGGGAGCAUCUCCUUCUCGAAGUCUAUUGAUCAGUCUGGUGAGUUCAGCAGUGCACGGUUCUCAGACAUUGUUGGAUCCCAUGACAACGAUGAAGACAACAAGGAGAGGCCAUUGGUUCUCCGAAACAAGGCCCCAAGGUGGCAUGAGCAGUUACAGUGUUGGUGCUUGAAUUUCCGUGGGCGGGUAACAGUUGCCUCGGUUAAGAACUUCCAGCUGAUUGCUGCUACACAGCCCGCAGCUGGUGCACCAACACCAUCCCAGCCAGCACCACCGUCAUCGGAUCAUGACAAGAUCAUCCUGCAGUUCGGCAAGGUUGGGAAGGACAUGUUCACCAUGGAUUACCGCUACCCUUUGUCUGCGUUUCAAGCCUUUGCAAUCUGCUUGAGCAGCUUUGACACCAAGUUGGCAUGUGAAUAGGUUAAAAAAAGAUAAAAUAGCAGGUAAUGGUGUUAUCUACAUAUAGGAGGAUAGGGUAAUGGUUGUUAAAUGUAUCCAAAAGCUUUGUUAGAACUAGAAUUCACUGUGACUGUUGCAGCACAAUUACUGCUUACAUUAGAAGGAAAUCUUCAUGGUAGCUUUCUUUCUUUGUUGU